Messenger RNA from Esox lucius (northern pike), 4412 nucleotides. It is a transcript of the gene cert1, whose product is annotated as ceramide transporter 1. Gene Ontology annotation, biological process: ER to Golgi ceramide transport. The transcript is spliced from 16 exons. The coding region runs from base 1451 to 3058 and encodes 535 amino acids. Lineage: Eukaryota; Metazoa; Chordata; Actinopteri; Esociformes; Esocidae. The record is from RefSeq and is a predicted model, not a curated record. Gene Ontology annotation, molecular function: phosphatidylinositol-4-phosphate binding. Gene Ontology annotation, cellular component: Golgi apparatus.
AAGCAGACUGAACAGAAGGACACAUUCACAGUGGGAGAUGAGGACCAAACAACAGUGUAUGGCAGCUGGGGAAGGUGACUAGAGAAGCUGGACUUCCGGAUGGAUUCAGCUGUCUUCAACCCCACCCUGCUAUGAAUCUGCUUCGUACACACUCUCACACCCACACCCACACACUUUCGCUUGUUAGCUCACUCACCCAGCACUCCUCUAUAAAUCCUACCCACACCUCUUAGUCUUGCUUCACCUACUCUGUGACACACUCUCUCACUUCACACACACACACAUAGGCGCUCGCCUUUCUGCAAAGAUGGAUGCUGCUCAGCAGUGCCGACUGCGGACCGCAGGAAGAGAGACUCAUCCGUGUGUGUGGUUUGAUAGUCCAUAGUCAACGUGUGGGUGUUUCUGUGAGGGGAGGCAGAGCAUUUCAUCGAAGCACGGCUGGUCUCUCCUUCCUCGGUCGCCGCGUUCUCCUUCUCUGCCUGCUGAUUUAGGAGAAAGCAAAUCUUCUUGGGACCAACUGGCUAUUUCCUUUGUUCCUGCUCCUCCUUUCAUUGGGUUGCUGAGGUGAGCUCAGCUUAAAUAGCUGGACUAAGGAGGAAUGGGAGUGCUGUGGGAAUAGCUGGACUAAGGAGGAGUGGGAGUGCUGUUGAAUUGGCUGGACUAUGGAGGAGUGGGAACGCUGUUGAAUUGGCUGGACUAUGGAGGAGUGGGAACACUGUUGAAUUGGCUGGACUGAGGUGGUGUGGGAACGCUGUUGCAUUGGCUGGACUGAGGAGGAGUGGGAACGAUGUUGCAUUGGCGGGACUGAGGAGGAGUGGGAACGCUGUUGAUUCGGCUGGACUGAGGAGGAGUGGGAACGCUGUUGAUUCGGCUGGACUGAGGAGGAGUGGGAACGCUGUUAAAUCGGCUGGACUGAGGAGGAGUGGGAACGCUGUUGAAUCGGCUGGACUGAGGAGGAGUGGGAACGCUGUUGAAUCGGCUGGACUGAGGAGGAGUGGGAACGCUGUUGAAUCGGCUGGACUGAGGAGGAGUGGGAACGCUGUUGAAUCGGCUGGACUGAGGAGGAGUGGGAACGCUGUUGAAUCGGCUGGACUGAGGAGGAGUGGGAACGCUGUUGAAUCGGCUGGACUGAGGAGGAGUGGGAACGCUGUUGAAUCGGCUGGACUGAGGAGGAGUGGGAACGCUGUUGAAUCGGCUGGACUGAGGAGGAGUGGGAACGCUGUUGAUUCGGCUGGACUGAGGAGGAGUGGGAACGCUGUUGAUUCGGCUGGACUGAGGAGGAGUGGGAACGCUGUUGAUUCGGCUGGACUGAGGAGGAGUGGGAACGCUGUUGAUUCGGCUGGACUGAGGAGGAGUGGGAACGCUGUUGAUUCGGCUGGACUGAGGAGGAGUGGGAACGCUGUUGAUUCGGCUGGACUGAGGAGGAGUGGGAGGUGCAGCAGGCGGGGUCAUGUGGAGGCCGUCUGGCAACAAGGACUACUGCAGCAGAAGUGUCCUUUUCUGCUUUUGCUGCGGGCCUGGGCGCAUGGCAGAGUCAGGGUAUGGUUCAGAGUCCAGCCUGAGGCGUCAUGGCUCCAUGCUCUCUCUCACCUCUGCUGCCAGCGGCUUCUCUGCCACCUCCACCUCAUCCUUCAAGAAGGGCCACAGUCUGCGGGAGAAGCUGGCGGAGAUGGAGACAUUCAGAGACAUCCUGUGCAGACAGGUGGACACCCUGCAGAAGUACUUUGACGGCUGUGCAGACGGAGUCUCUAAGGACGAGUUCCAGAGGGACAGAGUGGUUGAGGAAGAUGAAGAUGACUUUCCCACCAGCACUCGGCCCGAUGGGGACUGCCUUCACAACAACAAUGGCAGCAAAGAGAAGUUAUUUCCUCCGGCCAGUCCUAAGGGCAUGAAUGGGAUUGACUUUAAGGGCGAGGCCAUCACGUUUAAGGCCACUACAGCAGGCAUCCUGUCCACCCUCUCCCAUUGUAUUGAGCUCAUGGUGAAGAGGGAAGAUAGCUGGCAGAAAAGGCUGGACAAGGAGCUGGAGAAGAGGCGGAGGGUGGAGGAUGCUUAUAAGUCUGCCUUGAGUGAACUGAAAAAGAAAUCUCAGUACGGAGGCCCUGACUACGAGGAGGGUCCUAAUAGUCUAAUCAAUGAGGAUGAGUUCUUUGAUGCAGUAGAAGCCGCUUUGGACCGACAGGACAAGAUAGAGGAGCAGUGUCAGUCAGAGAAGGUGAGGACACCCAGACUGACCACGGUCCCCCUUGGCGACGCGUACUCCACCAUUGGAACACACCGCUUUGCCAAACAGCCCCAUAGCCACUCUUCCUCCCUUUCCUCUGUUCAACUAGUCAGUGCCUCAGAUGAUGUUCACAGAUUCAGCCUGCAGGUGGAGGAGAUGGUCCAGAAUCACAUGACCUACUCCCUGCAGGACAUGGGUGGCGAUGCCAACUGGCAACUGGUGGUGGAGGAGGGUGAGAUGAAGGUAUACCGGAGAGAGGUGGAAGAGAAUGGCAUCGUUCUAGACCCUCUGAAAGCCACACAUGCAGUGAAGGGUGUGACUGGACAUGAGUUGUGCCACUACUUCUGGGACACGGACGUACGCAACGACUGGGAGACCACCAUUGAAAACUUUAACGUGGUGGAAACCCUCUCAGAAAGUGCUGUUAUAGUCUACCAGACACACAAGAGAGUAUGGCCUGCCUCUCAGAGGGAUGUCCUCUACCUAUCGGCUAUCAGGAAAAUCCUGGCGACCAAUGAGAACGACCCAGACACAUGGCUGGUCUGCAACUUCUCUGUGGAUCACGAGAAAGCCCAGCCCUCCAACCGUUGUGUCCGUGCCAAAAUCAACGUGGCUAUGAUAUGCCAGACGCUGGUGAGCCCUCCAGAGGGAGACAAAGAAAUCAGCCGGGACAAUGUCCUCUGUAAGAUCACCUACGUGGCCAAUGUGAACCCUGGAGGCUGGGCUCCUGCCUCGGUUCUCAGAGCUGUGGCGAAGAGAGAGUAUCCAAAGUUCCUCAAACGCUUUACAAGCUAUGUCCAGGAGAAGACCAGCGGAAAACCCAUCCUCUUUUAACUCUUAGAGGUGUUGGGAGGCAAAAAUACCUUUUUGUCCUGAAGAGACAUGGCUACAUUUCCCAAGGGGCUACAAACUACAUUACCCAUGAUACCACCAUCCAGAAUGUUCCAGAUGAAAUGUGUUGACUGGUUUAUUCAAUUUGUAGUUACCUGAGCCCCAGAAAUGAAGGUCGUCCAGCUGUCCAUGGAUAUGGAUUUGUAUAUACGUUUAAAAAUGUCUAUGGCGAUUUUUGAAUCGACAGAACCAACUCUGCUUUUUGUAAAUUGUUUUGUACAUUUCCAAUUAUUACAUUAUUUUUGACUAUACUUGUUUGUUAGCUUUAACAGUCAUCAUCAAAGCUUCUUUUCAUGCUGCUAAUUUUGCUAGGAAAAAGAAAGAAGCAUACAGUGGCGUAGUGAGAAUGGCUACCUUCCUCUGGUCUAGUCCCUCUAGUGACGACCGGGAUGAUGGUCUGAGGGGGGGGGGGGGGAGCUUUGUACACUCCCUUAGGCUAAAAUCUCUAGAUUUGUAGAUCAAUAUAGCUGUAAAGAAGCACUAUGGAUGUAUUGUACAGAGACAGAAUUAAUUUACCAGUGUAUGUAAUGUGAAUUGAUUGUUAAUGGCUUGAAAGAAAAAACUAAUGGGAUUGGUGAACUGGAAGAGAAAACUUGUCUCUAUUUUUCUAAGUAAUCUUUAUGAUGACAACGAAGAAUUGACAGUAUGGAUGGCUGAGAUUGUUGAAUGUGACCCAUAAACACUGGUAUCAAAUGUUUGUCUCUACUGUUUGUCCCCACCUCAUCUUAUGUCCAAUUAACAUACAAGCUAUAUUGCUAGUUUACAGUUUAGCACAGCUUUGGAUGUUCAAAUGGAACCCCUUUGUGGCUUAAAAGGCUUAUAGGAUAGAGGGGUUGUUUGGAUCACAUGACCUUUCACAUACCAACACAUCUCCCCGUCUUUGAACUUUUCGUAAUGCCUUGGAGCCAAGGACCCACCUACUGAGCCCUGAGAGGCUUCAUUCUACUACAGUAUCACAGGACCAGUGGUGCAGUUAGAAUCUCACUACACUGGUUGUCCACAUGUCACAAGGUUUUGUUACCUCAAUUUUAUUUGUUUGUUUUUUGAUUUCGUUUAAACUUGUGAUUUUUCAAUGAACAUGUCGCUAAGGCUGAGGUUAGAAUCCACUUUUCAGCCUAAAGGGAUCAUAGUUCACAGAAUCCAAUCUGAAGAAUGCAUUUAGCAAUUUUUAAUUGUCUUUAAGGAAUGGACACGCUUUGUAUAUUUAAGUUAUACGUCUAAAGUGUUAUCAUUUGCACUAAAUGUAAUGCAAUUGGGCAAUGUUCUGUAAAUUAAAAUUGUUACACUACAGAAAUGA